AUGAACAUUACUGAGCAUUAUGCGUUCUUUGGCUCCUGGGCUCGACAACUGAGCAAUGCCCCCAUUUCAAUGAUUUGCACGCCGAACGAUCAGCAUCUUACGAUCCAGCUUUAUGGAGCCACACCAUCUGCACACGUUCAUGUGUUGCUCAAGUCGUUCUACGAGAGUUUGAUGCUUGGCAAUCACAUCCGAGAUCUGAACAAUCCUUCCUAUGCGCGAAAUAAGCUAGAUCCCGUUUCUUCUCUUAUCGUGAAUGAUUGUAAACUUCCAGAAGAGUACGACUACAUCCAGGGACGAAAGCGAGCGAAUCGAACGCUGCCUGGCAACAUGCUGCCUCCUCCUGGAUUGCUGAUGAAUCCGAUCAAAGUGGAUGAAACGACGACGAAAGCGAAGGAGGCAUUGGCUGGAACGAACUUUGCAGAAAAGCAUGAAGAACGUCCAGGAGCCUGCGUUUCCAAGACACGAGAUGAGUUGGAUGUUGCUCCGAAGGAUAUGAAACAGCGCGAUAGUCGUGAGACAAUCCAUGUGUCUUCUCGUUUGCUGCCGAACAUCCAAAUGGUAGAUGGAAAAGCAGAAAUCGAUCUGAGUGAUUACAAGGAGAAUGGAUGCGAGGUUGAAGUGGUUGCAGUGGAUGAAGGCCGUUUCUUGGACACCGUGUUGUUCUAUUCUGGGAGCGAGGAUGACCGUGUUUCACUGAUGGUUCAGCAGCAAGAGCUGGAGGAAUCGCUGGAUCCCUCGAAGAAUUACACGGAAGAGAAGCGGAUAUCGGUAGUAACAGCGGAGGAACCGUUGUCGAUUGAUAGCAAGUCAGAGAUGCAAGUGUUGGCGUCUCUAGAGGAUGUAUGGCUGCUUUUAAAGGUGUUGUUGGACGAUUCAAGGCUACAACAAUUCUCGUUCCUUCUUUCGUGGGACAGAAUGAACGAAAAGGAAAAGAUGCGAUUGUACAACAAGUACAACUGCUCGGAAGUGAAUGUCUUCAUCUAUUUCCGUGACCGUCCCUUCUUUGACGCAUAUCUCGCUUCUUCUCUGCAAUUGAAGGUCGAGAAAUCAUUUUUGGAUGUGUGGCUUACUGGGGGCGAUGUGUCUCGCUUCCUUCAACCCCAAUUCUUUGAGCGUCUGAAUGCUUUUGAGCACGCUUUGCGAGCCAGUUUAAUGUCCGAGGAAAAGGUGCAGCAAUCGAACUUGGGAUAA
Blastocystis hominis is the source of this 1191-nucleotide messenger RNA. RefSeq lists its product as hypothetical. Bases 1 to 1191 code for a protein of 396 amino acids. Lineage: Eukaryota; Bigyra; Opalinata; Blastocystidae. The transcript has a single exon. The record is from RefSeq and is a predicted model, not a curated record.